CAGAACGGUGAUAGGCGACUAUCUGACCUUCUGCGCUUCGUCAUCUUUGCCGGCUGGAGGGAUCCAGUGUACAACCAUAUAGCUUGGAAACCAUAGAAAAUGGCACCCGUUGACGUGAAAUACACGCAGAUCUUCAUCAACAAUGAGUUCGUCAACUCCGUGAGCGGAAAGACCUUUGCGACUCUCAAUCCGGCCACGGGCAAGAAGACGUGCGAUGUUCAGGAAGGAGACAAGGCGGAUGCUGACAAGGCGGUCCGCGCUGCCCAGGAUGCCUUCAAGCUGGGUUCACCAUGGCGACGCAUGGACGCAACUGGUCGGGCACGUCUGCUCAACAAACUGGCGGACCUCAUCGAGAGGGACCAGGAGUAUCUCACGAACCUUGAGGUCAUGGACAAUGGUAUGCCAGUCAAGACCGCCACAGUCUCUGUCAUGGCCAGCGUCAGUUACUUGCGGUACGGUGCCGGCUACGCAGACAAACUUCACGGAAAGGUCGUUCCCCUAGACGGGGAUUACUUCUGCUAUUCGCGCUACGAGCCGAUCGGCGUGGUGGCAGCCAUUAUUCCCUGGAAUUUCCCUUGUGGGCUGACCGGGAUGAAGCUGUCCUGCGCUCUGACCGUGGGCAACACGCUGGUCAUCAAGCCGGCAGAGCAGAGUCCGCUCACCGCUCUCUACAUUGCUUCGCUGGUCAAAGAGGCUGGUUUCCCUCCCGGUGUUAUCAACGUGGUACCUGGUUACGGACCCACAGCUGGAGCAGCCCUGACAGGCAGUAUGGAUGUUGACAUGGUAACAUUCACCGGCUCAACUGAGGUUGGGCGCAUCAUUCAGCGAGCUGGAGCCAACAGUAACCUGAAGAAAAUCCAUCUGGAGCUGGGUGGGAAGAGUCCAAACGUUGUCUUCGCAGACUGUGACCUUGACUACGCAGUUGAGACGAGCCAUUGGGGCGUCUUCCUUCAUUCCGGUCAGGUCUGCUGUGCCGGCACCAGGAUCUUCGUACAGGAAGACAUCUACGAUGAAUUUGUCCGGAAGAGCAAGGAGAGAGCGGAGAGACGUGUGGUCGGUGACCCGUACGAUGUCAAGACGGAAGGCGGACCCCAGAUCGACCAAGAUCAAUUGGACAAGGUCUUGGAGCUGAUCGAGAGCGGCAAGAAGGAAGGAGCCAAGCUUCAGUGCGGAGGUCAACGCAAGGGAGACUGUGGCUACUUCGUGGAGAGCACCGUCUUCUCUGACGUCACAGAUGACAUGCGCAUUGCCAAGGAAGAGAUUUUUGGGCCGGUCCAGCAGAUUCUGAAAUUCAAAACCAUCGAGGAAGUGGUCGAGCGUGCUAACGCUACGACAUACGGCCUGGCUGGUGCCGUGUUCACACGGGACAUUGACAAGGCGUUGACUGUCGCCAACACCAUAAGAGCCGGCCUUAUCUGGAUUAACAACUACGGUCUCAUAUCUCCCAUGAUUCCAUUCGGUGGAUACAAAAUGUCUGGUGUUGGUAGGGAUGGAGGUGAAGAUGGUUUCAAGGACUACUGUGAAGUCAAGACUGUUGUCAUCAAAGUUCCCCAGAAGAACUCUUAGUAUGUUUGGACCGCAUCAGGGAGAGAAGAAAGCUUAAUGAUCAGCGUUCAUCAACGUUCCAUGACCUUGUCUCACAAAUUCAAUGAGUUGGAUUCAGUUCAGCCAAUGAAAAAGACUCACGACCAACAUGAAGCGGACGGAAGGGUCAACUGAGCAACGUUCCCAGUCCAAUUUUUAUAACCAGUUAAAACUAAAAUAAUACUGUAUAGGCCCAUUGCAAGUGGUUUUGUUGUGUUUCUUAACUUAAGAGCUCCAAUCAUAAUGUUAUUUUGAUGCUUAGUUAACAAACAUCAGAUUUUCAUAUCGUGGUUAUAAUACUAAAGAAAUCAAUAUAUUUCGUGAGUGUAUAGGCAAUUUUUAAUUAAUACAAAGAUCACUGUCAAUAACAAACACUGGGAAUAGUCCCCUAGGUCUUCCUUUGGGCGGGAACAUUUCCGAACAUCUUCUGAAAGAUUUUUAAAAACGUUGUGACAAAAAACCGUCAGUCGCAUUAUCCAAUCGAGAAAAAAAUGCGUUAUGGUCAUAUAUAUUAUAAUUUAAAAAAAAAAGAUGACAGAGAACUGCCACCAACUUUACAAUAGUUUGGACUUUAACUUUUUUGCACUUUCUACGUCUAAAUUAACGUGAGAUAAGCACAGCUCUGGUCAGGCGGGAUGUUUUUGUUUUCUCCAAACCCAAGCCAUUGUUGUAGGCAUUUUGAAGUGAACACUUGGGCUGCAACGUUCGCGAUCCUUUUGCGCAUGGGGAAUCGUUUCCCAACGUUAGUAAACGUUUACAUUGCGUUAAGUGCAUGGAACGCAAGCCAUUGUAUUGAUGCAAACAAUAAUUUAUUGUGUUUUUUUAUUAAAUAA
This is a messenger RNA of Patiria miniata (bat star), 2417 nucleotides long. RefSeq names its product retinal dehydrogenase 1-like. Gene Ontology annotation, molecular function: aldehyde dehydrogenase (NAD+) activity. The transcript has 13 exons. Bases 100 to 1566 code for a protein of 488 amino acids. NCBI's taxonomy places the organism in Eukaryota, Metazoa, Echinodermata, Asteroidea, Valvatida, Asterinidae. The record is from RefSeq and is a predicted model, not a curated record.